Aspergillus affinis is the source of this 1389-nucleotide messenger RNA. Its product is annotated as GATA-like domain-containing protein. Bases 1 to 1389 code for a protein of 462 amino acids. Lineage: Eukaryota; Fungi; Ascomycota; Eurotiomycetes; Eurotiales; Aspergillaceae. The transcript has 4 exons. The record is from RefSeq and is a predicted model, not a curated record.
AUGUCACCUUACUCCUCUACAAUGGACGAGCUUCCCAAAGGGUUGGUGUCGACAACGGAACAGGUUCCAGCGACGCUUGGGGAUGUGACUGCGGUGGAUAUCGGCGACAUUGUGCAAUUGUGGAAGGCCUAUAGUGCAAAUGCCUCGGUCCACGAGGGUGACAUUGGUCACAGACUGGAGAAUUUCUUCUGGCGAAUCUGGAGCAGCGAUGACCUCUGCCGGUCUAUGCAUGGGUCUAGGCUCGCCAAGCUGUUUCUUCGCAUAUCAGAGGCCAGUCCAUUAUCUCUCGCCACUCCGAAGCCGACAACUACCAAGGCACCCAAGGAACGACUUCACACCAAUCUGACCCCGACUGAGGAUAAAUCGCCAUCGAGUAAUGGGUCCAAUCGCACGCCUAUGCCCCCACCCAUCUUGAAGAAGUCCAGUACAUCGCACGGAGAGACGCAGAAAACCACGCGACUGCUCCUCACUGGAAUCGGAGGGCAGAGUAUCACUCGCAAACCGUCCACCCCUCCCGCUCCGGUCCCUCCCCCCAAUAGGAAGGCUUAUUUUGUAGCGAGCAAAGGCAAGACUACCAAGCGACGACCGGUGCUUAUGCGACGCAAGUCCUCCCAGACAUCCUCCGGUACAACUACUCGUGCGCAUAGCCCGCAACGGAUCCCAACUCCGCUGACCUCCACGUCCCCGGUUCAAAUGUCUGAAUCAAGCAGUGACAGUACAGGGGAGGAAGAGCCAGCAGUGGAAGAACCUCCCGAUCCUCGCGAGGACACCAAAACAAUUACCAAACUGAAUGAAUUACCCGUAUCAUUUGUCGCCAAUCUGCAGGAAAUCCUGACCCCAUCACAAGGUACCAAAUCGACGCCUCCCAAAUGGGGCUUUGUGACCAGCGACGACUUCACCCACUACAAUAUUAACUUCCUCUCAGCAGAGAACUACGCACCCCAACCCUCGUCCUCGUCGCUCGUCGACAAGGAUUUUCGCAUGCGCUUCGCGGAGAGACGACGUCAGGAAUACGAGGGAUUGGCCUCGUCGCUCGGAGAAGCUGCACAUGCAGACGCCACUGAUGGCGCACCUCCAGCCGCUACUAAUGACAUCUCGAAAGCCGUGCUCCCCAGCGACCCCAUCUGCACACCAUUUCCGAAGCCCGGAUCCUCGCCUGACGAGUGGGCGUCUUCCGCUGACUCUGGGAUUCCUAUCAUGACACCCAUCGGGUCCACGUUUAGUGCAGGGCGCGUGACUACCGACGCGGUCUCGUCACCGCAGACGUCGAUGUCUGCAUCGAAGGGACGGAGCCAACUCAGCGUAUUGAUCGAGGGGAGUCGCAAUAAACAAGCUGACGCCCAGGUGAUGAGCAUUCCUGAGACCGAGCUAGAUUCGUCAGGAAGAUAA